AUGAGGUGGUAUGAUGUCGUCUCCGCGCUGACAGUGCUACUGUCAACGUCCAGUGCCAUCUUUGCCGACGACGCAUUUCACAUUGACUACCAUCAUGCCCUCCUCGGUGUCCCCCAAUCCCAUGCCACCUUCUUCCAUAAGCCGCAAGUCUCGACAAAUGCGUCGCUCUUAUACUCCAUCUCAGAUAAGGCAGUACUAGGCGCCAUCAAUCCGAAAGAUGGCUCGUUGUUGUGGAGGCAAUCACUCGCCGGAAAACCCCUCGACUACGCGUCAAGUUCUUUUUUAGUUGCUCGAGAAAGAGACGGCCAAGUUAUUAGUGCCCACGGAAGGGUUGUUUCAAGCUGGGACGCCCUCAAUGGUAAACUGAUCUGGUCCUACGAUCUUCCCGAGGGGACCGUCGUCCAAGGACUGAAGUCUGUUCCUAGGUUGGGUGCCAAUAGCGCCGCGAUACCAGAUCUGAUCAUACUGGCAACAUCUGGGAUGGCAAAUGCGCACAAUGUAAUAUGCCGUAUCGCCAGCGACGGAAGUGGGCCUAGAUGGGAGCACAUUGAUAUGAGCACAUCUGAUACGCCCUCUGCCUGUCUAGCAACCUCGUCGAAGCAUGCAUACUAUGUCACCAAAUCCCAUGGCCUGUUGGCCGGUGGGAAAGCUAAAGUGGUUGCCAUUGAUAUUGUUACCGGAAAAGAAAUAUCUACAACCCAAAUUGCUGUAGACUCCGAUGCUCUUGGUGAAAAUGGCCAUUAUUGUAUCGGCUCUCAAUCGGGCUUCCCAUUCCUGAUAUCCUCAGAAAAGCCUUACAAAACAAUCAAAGUCAGCGCUUUGAGCACUUCCAAGGUCAACACUCUCAGUUUGGACGAUAAAGACGAGGAGAUUCAGUCAUUGAGCGUUCUGUACCCCAGUGAUCCCGAGGCUGCCCGUCAUUUCCUGCUUCAUAUCAAAGGCAAGACACGACAAUGGGCAGAUGUCUACCAUUUCAACACCAAAUCAGGCGAAAUAGUGAAAGCAUAUUCACUACCCGCGACGGAAGAGCAAAGCAUCUUCUCCGUGAGCAGUAGCGGCCCAACAUUAUAUUUCACUCGAAGCACCGGAUCGGAAUUGAGUCUCUAUUCUUCAGAAUCACAUGGCCAGCUUGGGCGAUGGCAGAGGACCGGAGGCCGAGCUCUUGAGACGGGUGUGCUUGUUCCCCACGCUGCGGCCGAAGUUGUCAGCAAAGCAAAGGAUGGUUUUGCUGUUCGCAUUGCUGAGACUAGCACAAGUGGAGACUGGUCCUUAAUCCGAAAUGGUGAAUUGCUUUGGACGAGACCUGAGCAACUGGCGUAUGCCAACAUUGCUGCAUGGUCCGAUAAUACUGGUACUGAUCCUUUGGCCGAAGAACUUGACGUGGAAGCAUCUGUAAACCCUCUCACAGCUUAUGUGCAUCGUCUGAAACGUCAUCUUGCCGACCUUACUGGUCUUCCAUCUUACAUUGCAAGCCUACCGGAUGCAAUAUUCAAAUCUUCGCCAGAUUCUGCGGCUGAUACGCGACGAGAUCUCGUCGGCACAAAGGUUGUAAUUGUGGGAACAACCCGAAAAGAACUGAUUGCACUUGAUGCUACCAACGCUGGUGCUCUGUUGUGGCAGACAGAUGUGUCUACUUAUGCGGGCGACGGUGUUGAUAUCAAAUCGCUCACUUUAAGCAACGGCCGUGCUACUACGUACCUCUCUGACGGAUCUCUUGUUGUACUGGAUGCUAUUCGAGGCACUGUGAUCGAGCAUCAGCCAGGAACCAUCCCUGUUUCUCAAUUAGUCCAUCUUCCGGGAAAUCUAGCCCCGUCGAUCGUCAAAGUUGGCGCCGACGGGACACCCCAUCUUGCGGAUGAUUUUGCUCCUGCGAAUCCGUUAGAGGGCAGUACCUUGGUCACAAUUAUUGAUGACGGAAAAGCUAUAGGCUGGAGCAUUGGACAGAGUGUAGAGAAGACCUGGACACUCAACCCAAAACCCGGAUUCAGAUUCAUCAAAGCCAUCGCACGACCAGAUCACGACCCCGUCGCAUCGAUCGGAAAGGUACUCGGCGACCGAUCUGUUCUUUACAAAUACAUAUCUCCAAAUAUUGCCCUCCUAAUCGCCACCUCAAGCUCCAGCCUUAUCACCUACCUCGUCGACUCCGUGACAGGUGCAGUACUACACACAUCCACAUGGCACGGCGUCGUACCAGGCACGAACAUUCCGGCACUUGUCUCGGAAAAUUGGUUUGCGUUCUCCUUUACAAGCCAAGAUCCGAUAACGAAAGGAUUAUCUACUCAGCUAAUCAUCUCUGAGCUUUACGAGUCGGAUGUGUCAAAUGAGCGCGGUGCUCUGGGUGCGCGAACCAACUACUCGUCGUUUUCAGCUGAUGCCCUCACCUCUCCACAUGUGAUCUCACAGGCGUACACUGUGGCAGAGCAGAUAUCACAUUUGGCUGUCACCCAGACGGGGCAGGGGAUCACUUCUCGCCAACUCUUGGCCACACUUCCAGAGUUGAAUGCGAUUGUUGGCAUUCCACGAGAAAUCCUGGACGCUAGACGACCUUCUGGUCGAGAUGCAAACGCUACGGAGAAAGAAGAAGGACUGCUCAGGUAUAGUCCAGUACUUGAGUUGGAACCACGGUACUUCUUGACACAUGCUCGAGAAGUAGUCGGCAUCAAGAAGGUGAUUGCAUCGCCAAGUUUGCUGGAGAGCACCAGUGUGGUUUUCGCGUUUGGACAUGAUAUUUUUGGAACUCAAGUCACACCUAGUCUUGCGUUUGAUGUACUUGGAAAGGGAUUUAAUAGAAUCCAACUGACACUCACAGUGGUAGCACUUGGUGCUGGUGUCUAUGUUGUCAGACCAUUUGCCAGAAAGAGAACUGUGGAAGGCAGGUGGAAGAUGUGA
Exophiala aquamarina CBS 119918 is the source of this 2889-nucleotide messenger RNA. RefSeq lists its product as uncharacterized. Gene Ontology annotation, molecular function: protein binding. Gene Ontology annotation, cellular component: EMC complex. The transcript has a single exon. Lineage: Eukaryota; Fungi; Ascomycota; Eurotiomycetes; Chaetothyriales; Herpotrichiellaceae. The record is from RefSeq and is a predicted model, not a curated record. Gene Ontology annotation, biological process: protein folding in endoplasmic reticulum. Bases 1 to 2889 code for a protein of 962 amino acids.